AUGGAUGGCCAUACUAAGUCUAAGAGGACGCGGGCUAAGGGGGAGUCACUGGACAUACUUAAGAGUUCGUUCCAGUUGAACCCGAACCCUAGCCUGCAAGAGCGAAACAGGAUCAGUGAGUUGACGGGCAUGCCGGAGAAGAAUGUGCGGAUAUGGUUUCAGAACAGGCGUGCGAAGGUCCGGAAGAAAGGGAAGCUGGAUGGGGAUAAGCCCAAGUUGCAUGAUGGCGAAAGUAGGGUGGUCAGCGGUACUGGUGCUGGUGCUGGGACUGCGACAGCAGGCCCCGGUGCAGGUGCUGGUGUGACCAGGACACAAGGCACCGCAACGAGGACGACAGCGACCACAGAUGUUACCACGGUGGAUACAAGCGGUCCGCCAUACUUUGACAAGUUACCCUUGAACAUCAACAACAACUACUAUUUCAUAGACGUGUUCUCCAUAACCGUGGGGAGCUGGAACAGAAUGAAGAGUGGGUCGCUGACCGCGAACAGCUUACCUGUGGUCAAGGAUUUGCCGAACCUUUCGCCUGUGUCCAUGAACCAGCUCAUGUCCGAUGCAACCGACCUAAUGGUUGUGAUAUCCAAAAAGAACUUCGAAAUAAACUACUUCUUUAGCGCCAUGGCUAACAACACAAAAAUUCUUUUCAGAAUCUUUUUUAGAAUCAACACUGUGGCGUCGUGCUCUUUGAGUUUUGACAAGACCGAUGAAGAGAUAAACAAUAGAACCGACCCGGCUAACAAACAAGCAGAAUUGAAACUGAAAGUAAACAAACCUCCAAAAUUUGCCGUCUAUUUCUUAAACCAACCCGAGAACAAUAAUACCAAUCAGUGGUGUCUAUGUGAAGAUUUCUCUGAGGGUAAGCAGGUCAAUGAUGCGUUCGUUGGCGGUUCAAACGUCCCACACGUUUUGAAAGGUCUCGAGAGCUCUUUGAAAAUACUCAACUCAUUGAUACUAGACUACAUAAGUACUAACGAUACAAUUACAAGCGCACCUCUGCCUCCACCACCAACUAAUGUUGGCUCAGAUAUACUACAUCCACAGAUGCACCCUGCACCUCACGGGUUGAUGGCUUACAAUGCAGGUAUGUCCGGUCAAAUGGCUCCAAGCUCGCAUACCAGCGAAACUCUACAUAGUAUUGCUAAUGCAGGUGGCAGUAUCAGCCCUCCAGGUUUCGGGGGGCCGUAUGCUGCAUUGCCACAUAUCCAACCACAACCGUCUGUCGAUAGCACGUAUUUUUUCAAUCAAUAUAAUCCACAACCAGUGGCUCAUGAACAUAUAAUGAGUGGGCCAGAAACAAUAUCUACCUAUGAUGGUCACACCAUAUUGCAACAUCCGCCAGCAAUGCAAGGCAUGAUACAGGCUAACCAUAAUCCUAUCAUAAAUAGUGCAUAUGCUCACAACCCUAUGGACAAUAUGCUUGUCGGUGUGCCAUCUGUCAAUAACUCAGAAAGCAUGCUUACAUUUACCAACGAAUCUGGCAUGACAAACAACAUUCCUGAGUUUUUAAGAAAUCCUUCAGAAGUAAACGAAGACAACCGUUGGAUAUAA
This is a messenger RNA of Nakaseomyces glabratus, 1548 nucleotides long. It is a transcript of the gene PHO2, whose product is annotated as Pho2p. NCBI's taxonomy places the organism in Eukaryota, Fungi, Ascomycota, Saccharomycetes, Saccharomycetales, Saccharomycetaceae. Gene Ontology annotation, biological process: regulation of transcription by RNA polymerase II; cell differentiation. Gene Ontology annotation, molecular function: DNA-binding transcription factor activity, RNA polymerase II-specific; RNA polymerase II cis-regulatory region sequence-specific DNA binding. The record is from RefSeq and is a predicted model, not a curated record.